Anolis sagrei ordinatus is the source of this 2343-nucleotide messenger RNA. It is a transcript of the gene HACL1, whose product is annotated as 2-hydroxyacyl-CoA lyase 1. Lineage: Eukaryota; Metazoa; Chordata; Lepidosauria; Squamata; Anolidae. Gene Ontology annotation, molecular function: thiamine pyrophosphate binding; catalytic activity; magnesium ion binding. Gene Ontology annotation, cellular component: peroxisome. The record is from RefSeq and is a predicted model, not a curated record. Gene Ontology annotation, biological process: fatty acid alpha-oxidation.
AUGGCUCCGCAAAGUCCGCGAGAGCAGGAAGAGGGCGAGCGUCUCACUGGGGCUCAAGUCAUCGCGGAGGCCCUCAAGAAGCAAAAUGUUGAAUACAUGUUUGGUAUUGUUGGCAUUCCUGUGAUUGAAGUUGCAGUUGCCGCUCAAGCAAGUGGAAUUAAAUACAUAGGGAUGCGAAAUGAACAAGCUGCCUCCUAUGCUGCCUCUGCUAUUGGGUACCUGACAGGAAGGCCUGGUGUAUGCCUUGUAGUUUCUGGUCCUGGCCUUAUCCAUGCGCUUGCUGGAAUGGCAAAUGCAAACAUGAAUUGCUGGCCUUUGAUUGUCAUAGGAGGUUCCUCUGACAGAAAUCAGGAAACAAUGGGAGCUUUCCAGGAAUUUCCACAGGUUGAAGCCUGUAGGUUAUACAGCAAAUUUAGUGCCAGACCAACCAGCUUAGAAGCAAUUCCUGCUGUUAUUGAGAAGGCUGUCAGAACCAGUAUUUACGGCCGUCCAGGAGCUUGCUAUAUUGACAUACCUGGAGACUUUGUAAAUCUGGAGGUGAACAAAAGUUCUGUCAAAUAUGUAGAUUGUUGUCCAGAACCUCCCAUCAGUAUGGCUGAAGAGGCAGCUGUUUCUAAAGCCACAUCAUUCAUUGCACAUUCCAAAAGACCACUUGUAAUUAUUGGCAAAGGUGCCGCUUACUCACAUGCUGAAAACAGCAUCAGAAAGUUGGUGGACCAAUGCGGGCUUCCCUUUUUGCCUACCCCGAUGGGAAAGGGAGUUGUUCCUGACAACCAUCCGCACUGUGUAGCUGCAGCCAGAUCUAGGGCACUGCAGCAUGCUGAUGUGAUCCUGUUGCUUGGUGCUAGACUGAACUGGAUUCUACAUUUUGGACUUCCUCCGAGGUUUCAGCCAGAUGUAAAAAUAAUUCAGGUAGACAUUUGUGCAGAAGAAUUAGGGAACAAUGUGAAACCCGUUGCAGCCUUAUUGGGUGACAUAAAAGCAGUGACGGAGCAGCUUCUAGAUCAGCUGAACAAAAAGCAUUGGAAAUACCCUUCUGAUACAGAGUGGUGGAAAGAUCUACAGGCGAAAAUUCAAAGCAAUGAACAGACAUCCAAGGCACUAUCACUGCAGAAAACUCUGCCAAUGAAUUAUUAUACAGUAUUCCACUGUAUCAGGGAGCAUUUACCAAAGGACUGCCUUCUCGUUAGUGAGGGAGCAAACACAAUGGACAUAGGACGCACUAUGCUUCCUAACUAUUAUCCCCGCCUCAGGCUUGAUGCUGGUACCUUUGGAACAAUGGGAGUUGGACUGGGUUUUGCAAUAGCAGCUGCUAUGGUUACUAAAGAUCAUAAUCCUGAGCAGCAAGUGGUCUGCAUAGAAGGGGACAGCGCCUUUGGCUUCUCUGGCAUGGAAGUGGAGACUAUGUGCAGGUAUAACUUGCCAAUUGUUGUAAUCAUAGUCAACAACAAUGGGAUAUACAGUGGGCUGGAUGCAGAGACUUGGAAAGAGAUGUUGAAACUUGGAGAACCUUCUGCAUGUGUUCCUCCGAUUUCUCUGUUGCCAAAUGCUCACUAUGAGCAAAUUGUGUCUGCAUUUGGUGGGAAGGGCUAUUUUGUACAAACACCAGAAGAACUCCAAGCUGCCCUGAAGAAAAGUCUGGCUGAAAAACAUGUGCCUUCCCUCAUUAAUGUAAUGAUUGAUCCACAAUCAGACAGGAAAAAACAAGAUUUUCAUUGGCUGACCCGGUCUAACAUGUAGCAGUACGAGGAUUGGAAAUCAUGAGCAAAAUGUCUAUAAAUGACUAUAAAUUAAAAUGGAGACUCACACUAUAAUUGUCACAAAAUUUGAAAGAAAUGUGCACUUGAAGGUCUAAACUAUUUGUCCAAGACCAGAGAGAUUAAUUGAGUUAGCAAGAACCUGAUAAAUUGAAUUUAUACACAGUCCAUUGAGUCAAUGGAUAUUCAGUCCUAGUAACUUGGACAAAUAAAUUUUUUUGAUUUUUUUUUAUCUCAUAGAAGCUGAAAAAAUAUCAUGGAGAAAAGCAGCUUUCUACUUCAAAACGGCAUACAUCUUGCUUACCUUUUGUCUUUAACCUUUUAUUUUGAUUUUGCUGAAGUUUCCCACUGGAAUCCCAUUUAUUUCAUUGGGAAAUAUUUCAAUCUGAAACUCUUGGUUGAUUUUUCAACUGUUCAAAUAAACAUCUCAGCAUUGGCUGGAGUGUUGAUCAAGACUCAUAACAUUACAGUUUUUUCAAUUUUUAUGAGCUCUGGGUUUUCUUUGUUUUUUAACCUUUUGAGCCAAUUCUAUGGUGCAACUUCUUUUCUGUUAUUUUAGAGCAGUGGAAUAAAGCAGCUGAGACAA